Messenger RNA from Penicillium verrucosum, 1521 nucleotides. RefSeq lists its product as uncharacterized. Lineage: Eukaryota; Fungi; Ascomycota; Eurotiomycetes; Eurotiales; Aspergillaceae. Gene Ontology annotation, molecular function: acyltransferase activity, transferring groups other than amino-acyl groups. The record is from RefSeq and is a predicted model, not a curated record. The transcript has a single exon. Bases 1 to 1521 code for a protein of 506 amino acids.
AUGGCCAUCGAGAAUGAAAUCCGACAAACGGUGAGUCCAUUAGACUUCGUUCCACCUCUCAAUUACGUCCGCCUUGUAUUCCCCCUUCCCCUCUAUCCCAACGCCGACGACAAGCUCGUCUUCACCGAUCUCCACCAGGCACUCCACAAGACCUUUGUCCAAGAACCAUGGGCAAGCGGCAAGGCCUACCGCCAAUCACCCAGCACACCAGGAUGGCGACCAGGGCAAAUUGAAAUGCGCCAUCGACAGUACUCACUAAACGACCCACUCCCGUACCAGCUGCGGUAUCUCAAACUUGAAACAGACUGGUCAUACAAUGACUUCAAAGCCGCCGGGUUCCCGAGUGAUAUCUUCCCCGAAGAAAUUCUCCUGCUGGAUGCGCCAUUUCUAGGCGACGUCGACGUCGCAGGUGCCGAUAUCUUCUUAGCACAAGCGAACUUCCUCACCGGGGGCGUUCUGCUCGCUUUGACGGUAUCGCACUCGACAAUGGAUGCUGGCGCCAUGAUCGGGUUGAUGAAGCUGUGGGCUGAGAAUUUCCGCGAGCUGCGCGGUCGCGACGAAGGGAAUCAAGUCGCGCCCUCGCCGUACACGUCCAUCGACCGAGAUCACGCCCAGCCGGAUCGGAUCUGGGAAAGGGAAACUGCCCAGCGGAUCAUGAAAAAUAGUCCCGACGACCCGUGGCUGCGAGCAUUGGUCUGUUUGGACCUGGGCCAAGAUGGCAACCCCGGCAAAACCCAGAAAGUGAUUGAAGAAGUAGACACGGGCGAGCGAAAGAUGUUAAACAGGGUCGUCUUUCUCUCCGGACCGGAUCUCGCGGCCCUGCAGAAAGAAUGCGCCGCAGAAUCCUCGCUCCCCGGCGCGCCUCCGCUCUCCAUCAGCGACGCCAUCCAAGCGCUCCUUUGGCGGGUCCUGAUGAAAGCCCGGGUAUCAGCAGCCGGAGCACGAUCGGCCCCACUCCGGGAUGAUAUCUCUGUGUUUGAGACCCCGGUAGAUGUGCGCAGCACGUUCGGACAAGGGUUCCCGCCCGCAUACCUCGGCAAUUGCUUCCUGAUGAACACGGCCCGCAUGCCGCUAACUGAGCUCCUGGCGCCGUCGACUUCACUCGGUCGCAUUGCACAGGCUAUUCGGCAGGGUGCGGCCCGGUUGGAUGGAGAGGCUGUUCAGGAUGCGUAUGGUUUGUUGCGAGAGACUGGCGAUCUCUCGCGCGUGCAGGGUCGCUUUGUGGAGAGGCCGGACUCUUCUGAUGUUUUGGUUUCAAAUAUCAUUUUCUUGCCGUUGGAGGAGAUCCGUUUUGGGGAUCAAUAUUUCAGUAAUGGCGGUAUGCCGCAGGCGCUUCGCGUUCUACAUGGACAAUAUGCUGCGCGUGUGAGACUGGCGCAUGUGCUUCCGAGGAAUAAGAAGCACGGUGGUAUUGAAGUGAGUGUGAACCUGUUUGAUGAUGAGUUUGAGUAUCUUGAUAGGGAUGCGCAGUUCAAUCGGUACCUGGUUUCGAUAGCGCCGUGCAAGCGGGAGGCGGACUAG